AUGGACGAGGCGGAGGACGGCGAGGAGGAGCACAAAUCCCAGCAGCCCCGACCACCUCCAGCCUCCACCAGCUCGGCCGGGAGAGAGGACCAGGACCAGGACCAGGACCAUGGGAGCGGCGGAGGGACCGAGAUGAAGAAAUUUACGCACGGAGGCGGAGCCGCGUCCGGUGCGCGUAAAACCUCCAACAACCACGAGCUGUGGCUCCUGAGAGACGAGGACUCCGCACCUGUCUGCGGGAGUAGCAGCGCAGCCUCUGCUCUGCUGUGCCGGAGGGAUGGGGAUGCUGAUGCUGCAGCUGGAGGAGGAGGAGGAGGAGACGCGCUCCAGGAGCCGUGCGUAAAAGCAGAUGGAGCCAUUGGAAUGAUAUGCAACAAAAACGGAGACUGUAGAAGGGACCCGAGCAGUUCAGGGAGCCUCUCCUCUCUCAUCUCCAGGCAGGAGAAGCAGGUGGGUGGAGUAGUGGCAGCUGGAGACGGGAAGGUGCAGGCUGCCACCAUGGACGGCUCCAUCACUCCAGCCCUGACGCAGGGGCCGGGGAUGGAGAAGAAGGACUCCAGAGUUUCCUUCUCCAACGCCCCGACUGGUAAAGGACAGACUCCCAGUCAGCACUCCAGGAGCUCUGGCACCUUCACCAAAGCUGAGGACGGCUCUCUGAUAGCGCCGGAUGAUGGAGACUCCAGGGGGAAUCUGACAUACAUGCAGAGGCAGUUUAGCUCCAUGCUCCAGCCCGGAGUUAACAAGUUCUCCCUGCGUAUGUUUGGCAGCCAGAAGGCGGUGGAGAAGGAGCAAGAGCGCGUGAAGUCAGCGGGUAACUGGAUUAUCCACCCAUACAGCGACUUCAGGUUCUACUGGGACUUCACCAUGCUGAUGUUCAUGGUGGGCAACCUGAUCAUCAUCCCCGUGGGCAUCACCUUCUUCAAGGAGGAGACCACCACUCCCUGGAUCAUCUUCAACGUGGUGUCCGACACCUUCUUCCUCAUGGACCUGGUGCUGAACUUCCGGACGGGCAUCGUGUUCGAGGACAACACCGAGAUCAUCCUGGACCCCAAGAAGAUUAAGAAGAAGUACCUGCAGAGCUGGUUUGUGGUGGACUUCGUCUCUUCCAUACCUGUGGAUUAUAUCUUCCUCAUCGUGGAGAGAGGGAUGGACUCGGAGAUGUACAAGACGGCCCGGGCGCUCCGCAUCGUCCGCUUCACCAAGAUCCUCAGUCUGCUGCGGCUGCUGAGGCUGUCCAGACUCAUCCGGUACAUCCACCAAUGGGAGGAGAUCUUCCACAUGACCUAUGACCUGGCCAGUGCUGUGAUGCGAAUAUUCAACCUGAUUGGUAUGAUGCUGCUGCUGUGUCACUGGGAUGGCUGUCUCCAGUUCCUCGUUCCCAUGCUGCAGGACUUUCCGUCUGACUGCUGGGUCUCCCUCAACAAGAUGGUGAACGACUCAUGGAGCGAGCUCUACUCCUUCGCCCUCUUCAAGGCCAUGAGUCACAUGCUGUGCAUUGGAUAUGGACGACAAGCCCCAGAGAGCAUGUCGGACAUCUGGCUGACCAUGCUCAGUAUGAUCGUCGGAGCCACCUGCUACGCCAUGUUCAUCGGCCACGCAACCGCACUCAUCCAGUCUCUGGACUCAUCCAGGCGGCAAUACCAGGAAAAGUACAAACAAGUGGAGCAGUACAUGUCGUUCCACAAACUACCGGCGGACUUCCGACAGAAAAUCCAUGACUACUACGAGCACAGAUACCAAGGCAAGAUGUUUGAUGAAGAGAGCAUCCUGGAGGAGCUUAAUGAGCCUCUGCGCGAGGAAAUAGUCAACUUCAACUGCCGUAAGCUGGUGGCCUCCAUGCCGCUGUUUGCCAAUGCCGAUCCCAACUUUGUGACAGCGAUGCUGACCAAACUGAGGUUUGAAGUCUUCCAGCCUGCAGACUACAUCAUCAGAGAGGGCACCAUCGGCAAGAAGAUGUACUUCAUCCAGCACGGGGUCGUCAGCGUGCUCACCAAAGGGAGCAUCGGCAUGAAGCUGAUGGACGGAUCCUACUUUGGAGAGAUCUGCCUGCUGACCCGAGGCAGACGGACGGCCAGCGUGCGAGCGGACACCUACUGUCGCCUGUACUCUCUCUCCGUGGACAAUUUCAACGAGGUGCUGGAGGAGUAUCCCAUGAUGAGGAGGGCCUUUGAGACGGUUGCCAUUGACAGAUUGGACAGGAUAGGCAAAAAGAACUCAAUCCUGAUGCACAAAGUCCAGCAUGAUCUGAACUCGGGUGUUUUCAACAACCGGGAGAACGAGAUGAUCCAGGAGAUCGUUAAAUAUGAUCGGGAGAUGGUCCAGCAAGUUGAUUUGCCGCGACCGCGGGCCAUGUCCAUGACACCUCCUCUCCAAGGAGGGAUCUUUAACUCUCCACAACAUCCCCAGAGUUCAGCGAUCGGCACUCUGCAGCAGGCCGUAGCCAUGAACUUUUGUGCCCCCUUGCAAGGGAACUUAACGGGAGCGGGGAGCCUGCAGUCCCCCUUGAUGGUGAGGAGGUUCCAGGUGAUGGAGAGUGUUUCCAGCCCUGUUUCAGCCUCCCCGCUGCAGUCUCAGUUCCUCGCUUCUGGUGCCUUCGCUCCCGUCAUGUCCAGCCCUCCUGUCCAGAGUCCGCUGGCGAUUGGAGGACGGUCAUUCCAGUAUGGAUCCGGCGCCCUGGCUGGUCCCACCUCAGGGUCCCAGCUUUCUCUAGUCCAGCAGCACAUGGCCAGCCCUGCACACCAGCCCAGCACACACAAGAGUACUCAUUCUUUGCAAAUGGGCAGUUUGAGCCAAGACGCCAGGGCACUGUCGGCCUCUCAGCCCUCACUGCCUCAAGAGGGGGCGCAACCAGGUGCCCCUAGUCCCCAGUCCACACGAGUCUCCUCCACCUCCAUUGGACCCCCUCAGACCCCAGCAGGUCACACAGGCUCCCGGAGCGCUAUACCACAUAGGGUGGUGCUGCCCCAUCAGAUGUCCGUGGGGUCCUUCCCCGUUGUGUCCCUGCCUGGUUCUAUGCAGGGUUUUGGGGCUGGUGCAGGGCUGGCAGUAGGGGGUGCAGGAACAGGUCUGGGGGACUCGGGACUACCCAAGAAAGACUCUAUAGUGAGCCUUCCUGAGACAGACCACAUCAAAAUCAGAUCAAGGCUAUCCUCAAACUUGUGA
Molecule: messenger RNA, 3162 nt
Organism: Anoplopoma fimbria (sablefish)
Lineage: Eukaryota; Metazoa; Chordata; Actinopteri; Perciformes; Anoplopomatidae
Gene: hcn2b
Product: hyperpolarization activated cyclic nucleotide-gated potassium channel 2b
Biological process (GO): potassium ion transport; transmembrane transport
Cellular component (GO): membrane
Molecular function (GO): voltage-gated potassium channel activity
Source: RefSeq, a predicted model, not a curated record